UGAAAUAAGAAGAAAGAGAGAGAAACUCUUGAUCUUCUUCUUCUUCUUCUUCUUCUUCUUCAUCUCUCUCGUUUUCAGUUGAUACUUCUUCAACAGCUUGUAAACAAAGCUGUAAUGGCGAGCCGAUACUGGAUGGUCUCUUUACCUGUUCAAGGCUCCGCUUCUUCUCUAUGGAAUCGUCUUCAAGAACAAAUCUCCAAGCACUCUUUCGAUACUCCUCUUUACAGAUUCAAUAUUCCUAACCUCCGUGUUGGAACGCUCGAUUCGCUCCUUUCCCUCAGCGAUGAUCUUCUGAAGUCGAACAGCUUUGUGGAAGGAGUUUCUCAGAAGAUCAGGCGGCAGAUCGAGGAAUUGGAGAAGGUUUCAGGUGUGGAGAGCAAUGUUUUGACGGUUGAUGGAGUUCCCGUUGAUUCUUAUCUUACUAGGUUUGUGUGGGAUGAAGCCAAAUACCCAACAAUGUCGCCUCUGAAAGACAUUGUAGAUAGCAUUCACAGCCAAGUGGCCAAGAUUGAGGAUGACCUCAAGAUUCGUGUUGCUGAGUACAAUAAUGUGCGGAGUCAACUUAAUGCCAUUAACAGGAAGCAAAGUGGAAGCUUGGCUGUCCGUGAUAUUUCCAAUCUUGUAAAACCAGAGGACAUAAUUACCUCAGAACAUCUAGCAACCCUUCUUGUGAUUGUUCCCAAGUACUCUCAGAAAGAGUGGCUAUCUAGCUAUGAAACACUGACUAGCUAUGUGGUUCCCAGGUCUUCCAAGAAGUUAUACGAGGAUAAUGAAUAUGCCCUUUACACUGUAACACUCUUUAGUCGCGUUGCAGACAAUUUCAAAACAAGUGCACGUGAAAAAGGGUUCCAGAUUCGUGAAUUUGAAUAUAGUCCAGAAGCACAAGAGAGUAGGAAACAGGAGUUAGAGAAGUUGGUGCAGGACCAGGAAAGUUUGAGAAGUUCUUUAUUGCAGUGGUCUUAUGCUAGUUAUGCUGAGGUUUUCAUUUCCUGGAUGCACUUUUGUGCCGUACGUGUCUUUGCUGAGAGUAUCCUGAGAUAUGGUUUACCGCCAUCCUUCUUGGCAUCUGUUUUGGCACCAUCUGUUAAAAGUGAGAAGAAAGUAAGAUCAAUCCUUGAAGGUUUGUGCGACAGUGCCAACAGUACAUAUUGGAAAACUGAAGAUGAAGUGGGAGGAGGGAUAGCUGGUCUUGGAGGAGAUUCUGAUGCACACCCAUAUGUCUCCUUCACAAUCAAUCUUGCUUAAUUCAUCAAAGUUCUGAAGGUUUGUUUUGUUCUCUAUAGAGCAAUAAUAGUGGAGUUGACCAGACCCUACAUUCAAUUAUUUCACUGUCAUAUUCCUAUUUGUGGUUGUUUAUGAAAUAAUUCCAUCUCAAGUUGUCCAUGUGAGGGUUUUGUGAAAUAUAUGAAGCUUACAUAUUUAUUGGAGGAUUUGUCAAUAAUCUUACAUUCUGAGAAUUACUGUGAGAGGACUUCAGCAUUUUUGGAAAGGUACGACAUUCGGUACUGAACAAAAUUACUACGAUGUACAACCUAUAGAACAGAUCUUGUUCAAGUGAAGUCGUUGCUUCAUGUUUGAUUUUAUUGCACUGCUAUGUUGUUUUUCAUGGUGAUUCUGCCAUGGUAGCCAUUUAUUGCAAGAGUUCAGAAAUAUAAUAAA
Molecule: messenger RNA, 1659 nt
Organism: Benincasa hispida (wax gourd)
Lineage: Eukaryota; Viridiplantae; Streptophyta; Magnoliopsida; Cucurbitales; Cucurbitaceae
Gene: DET3
Product: vacuolar ATP synthase subunit C (VATC) / V-ATPase C subunit / vacuolar proton pump C subunit (DET3)
Biological process (GO): proton transmembrane transport
Cellular component (GO): vacuolar proton-transporting V-type ATPase, V1 domain
Molecular function (GO): proton-transporting ATPase activity, rotational mechanism
Source: RefSeq, a predicted model, not a curated record